This is a messenger RNA of Geodia barretti, 1401 nucleotides long. The record is from the annotation of a GenBank genome assembly. NCBI's taxonomy places the organism in Eukaryota, Metazoa, Porifera, Demospongiae, Tetractinellida, Geodiidae.
AUGAAAGAAGGAAAGGUCAAAGAGAUCAUCGGCGUCGUCAUCGAUGUCGAUUUCGCCGGGCAGGAACUGCCGCCCAUCUACAACGCCCUCGAAGUGGUACCCGAAGACCGCCCUAGGGAAGAGCGUCUCGUGCUCGAAGUGCAGCAACAUCUGGGAGAGCACGUGGUGCGCUGCGUAGCGAUGGAUUCUACCGACGGCCUGAUGCGCGGCGCGCGCGUCGUCGAUAGCGGCGGCCCGAUCGAGGUCCCAGUAGGCGAGGCCGUUUUGGGUCGCCUCUUCAACGUCAUUGGCGAGCCAAUCGACGGCAAGGGCGCGCUCGGCAGCGAGGUGCCCCGGAUGCCCUUGCACCGCCCGGCUCCGGCCCACCAAGACCAAGUCACUUCAGACGAAAUGUUGGAGACCGGCGUAAAGGUCCUCGACUUGAUCUGUCCGUUUGCCCGCGGCGGCAAGCUGGGGCUUUUCGGGGGUGCUGGGGUCGGCAAGACGGUCAUUCUCACCGAGUUGAUCAACAAUGUGGCCUCCGGGCACGGCGGUUAUUCGGUCUUCGCCGGCGUAGGCGAGCGCACGCGCGAAGGCAACGACCUGCUGGGCGAGUUGGAAGAGUCGGGCGUCAUCGACAAGACGGCCAUGGUCUUUGGGCAGAUGAACGAGCCGCCCGGUGCGCGCCAGCGCAUCGCCCUUACCGGGCUGACCAUUGCCGAGCACUUCCGCGACGAGGCCGGCCAAGACGUGUUGUUUUUUGUCGAUAAUAUCUUUCGCUUCAUCCUCGCCGGUGCCGAAGUCUCGGCUCUAUUGGGUCGCAUGCCCUCGGCCGUGGGCUACCAGCCGACCUUGGCGACCGAGAUGGGUGCCCUGCAGGAGCGGAUUACCACCACCAAGGAUGGCUCGAUCACUUCGGUGCAAGCCAUUUACGUGCCGGCCGACGACUAUACAGACCCGGGCGUGGUUUCGGCCUUUGCCCACCUCGACGGCCGCAUUGUGCUGGAGCGUUCCUUGGCCGAUCAAGGGCUAUACCCGGCGGUCGAUCCCCUCGGCUCCUCGUCGCGCAUCCUCGAUCCGCGCGUCGUCGGCGAAGAGCACUAUCAGGUCGCCCAGCGCGUCCAAGAGGUCUUACAGCGCUACCGCGAUCUGCGCGAGAUCAUCGCCAUUCUCGGCCUCGACGAGCUGUCGGACGAGGACAAGCUUAUUGUAUCGAGAGCGCGCAAGAUUCAAUUCUUCCUCACGCAGCCCAUGCACGUGGCCGAGGCCUUCACCGGCAAGCCGGGCGAAUACGUCAAAAUCGAAGACACGAUCCGCGGCUUUAAGGGGCUGGUCGAAGGCGAGUACGACGACGUGCCCGAACUCGCCUUCUUCCUCGUCGGCACUAUCGAACAGGCCCUACAAGCCGCCAAGGAUCUUUAG